AUGACUCCCAGCAUCAACCCAGAGGCGAGCCAGCCUUUCCCUGCAAGGUCCACAGUGGCCCAGAGAAAACAAGCAAACGAACUUAGAAAGACUCUCAAACCGCUGCUGGAGAAGAGGAGGCGCGCGCGCAUCAACGACAGCCUGGGUCACCUGAAGACCCUCAUCCUCCCUCUGGUGGGCAAAGACAACGCGCGCUACUCCAAACUGGAGAAGGCGGAUAUUCUGGAAAUGACCGUCCGGUUCCUCAGAGACUUCCCUUCAAACCCGAUCAAAAGCUCCGCAGACAGCUAUAAAGAAGGCUACAAAGCCUGUCUGCAGCGCGUCUCCGCUCUGCUCCCCGACACCACGCUGGACCAGGACUCCUACCGGCGGGUGAAGGACUUCAUCCAACAGUCCAUGUCUGUCACCAUUACGCCAGCCUGUCAGAACUGCUGCGCCCAGAGCUCCAGGACUUUCCCUCAGAUCCAGCAGAGACUCCUCAGCCUCAAGUCCUCCCUCAGGUCCCGCGGGGGGAGUCUCUCUAGCGGCAGCGGCAGCAGCGGCAAUGGCGCAAUGGCGCCCAAUGACGCAAACCAGCCCGGGCCUCAAGCAGCCAAUAUCCCCAUGUGGAGGCCUUGGUAG
Molecule: messenger RNA, 621 nt
Organism: Lampris incognitus (smalleye Pacific opah)
Lineage: Eukaryota; Metazoa; Chordata; Actinopteri; Lampriformes; Lampridae
Product: transcription factor HES-2-like
Exons: 3
Coding region: 1-621 (206 amino acids)
Biological process (GO): regulation of neurogenesis; anterior/posterior pattern specification; regulation of transcription by RNA polymerase II
Cellular component (GO): nucleus
Molecular function (GO): DNA-binding transcription factor activity, RNA polymerase II-specific; RNA polymerase II cis-regulatory region sequence-specific DNA binding; protein dimerization activity
Source: RefSeq, a predicted model, not a curated record